CGUGUGACGUCACGGCAGAAAAUGACGCCAACGUUGUCCACGCGCCGCUUCUCUGUCGGGUUUUGUUCUCAUGGAAGAAGACGAAGAAGAGACAACGCGUACAGGAUGAGUCUCCCCGCGGCCGUCUGACACAUCCGGUCCCAGUCGAGAGCGAUAGGUUGUCACCCGGACGCUGCCGUGGAGAGGAGUCGACGUCAAGGCUGCUUUUGUGGCGGCCGCCGGGCACACAGGCAGGCUGGCAGGCGGCAUAAGCGGUUGAAGGUCCAUUGAGCAGAGCGAGCAGCCAUGUUGCCCCGCUGCCGCCCCAGCCACGCCUCCCGCAUCGCCCUCCUCCGCGUCCUGGCCGUGACCCUGCUGCUCUGCCCCGUGGGCCCGGCGGCGGGUCAGGAGGGGGUUCCGAGCCAGUCUCCCGCCCAGGUGCUGAAGGACCUGUUGGCCCGCCACGGAGACAACGGCACCAUCACCGUGCCCCAGCUGCGCUCCCUGCUGGCCCUUCUCAGCCAGGGGCAAAGUGGCGCCCAAGACGCGGACGUGACGCCCGGCGCCGCGACGAGCCCGCCCCCGAAGGCCAACAACUCCAAGUGCUUGCCCGCGGACACGCUGGCCCUCUACAGGAUGAGCGAGCAGUCUCGCCUGGAUGGGCGGGGCUUGCAGGAGUUGUGCCCCAGCAUGCUGCAGCAGCUGGACGCCGGCGCCUGCCGGGCCCACCAGGAGGAGGAGCCGAGCGGCGACGUUUCGCCCAGGCCGUCUGAUGCCGAAGUGUGGGGCUACGGCAUCCUGUGCGUGACGCUCAUCUCGCUGUGUUCGCUGGUGGGGGCCAGCGUGGUUCCCUUCAUGAGGAAAACCUUUUACAAGCGACUGCUGCUCUACUUCAUAGCGCUGGCCAUCGGCACGCUCUACUCCAACGCCCUCUUUCAGCUCAUCCCCGAGGCCUUCGGUUUUGACCCCAUGGUGAACUUCUACGUGUCCAAGUCUGCCGUGGUGUUCGGGGGCUUCUACCUCUUCUUCUUCACCGAGAAGAUCCUCAAGAUGCUCCUCAAGCAGAAGCACACGGGUCACGGCCACAGCCAUUACUCCGGGGCAGACGGCUACUCGGCGCCGGAGCGGGAGGCAGAGGAGGGCGAGAGGGAGAAGCUUCAGCAGAACGGCGAGGUCGGCGUCCACGCGGUGGGCAAGCUGGAUGCGGGCGAUGGCGAGCUGAUGCUCCGCCCCUCACAGACGCCGCAGGUACAGAAGGGAUCGUCGGAUUGUCGUCUUGGCGAGAUUCUCACCCCGGGGUCCUUCCCCUCUCAGGACGCUCAGAGCGCAGAGGGCGGGGGGCGGGCCAACAGGAGGGGCGGCGGCUGCUACUGGCUGAAGGGGACGGCCUACUCGGACAUCGGCACGCUGGCCUGGAUGAUCACGCUGAGCGACGGCCUGCACAACUUCAUCGACGGCCUGGCCAUCGGCGCCUCCUUCACCGCCUCUGUCUUUCAGGGCAUCAGCACGUCGGUGGCCAUUUUGUGCGAGGAGUUCCCCCACGAGCUGGGUGACUUCGUCAUCCUGCUCAACGCCGGCAUGAGCAUCCAGCAGGCGCUCUUCUUCAACUUCCUGUCCGCCUGCUGCUGCUACCUGGGAAUGGGCUUCGGAAUCCUGGCCGGGAACAGCUUCUCGCCCAACUGGAUCUUUGCCCUGGCGGGGGGCAUGUUCCUCUACAUCGCUCUGGCCGACAUGUUCCCGGAGAUGAACGAGGUAAGUCGCGAGGAAGAGGACGCGGGCGGCAGCAGCUUCCUCCUCACCUUCGCCAUCCAGAAUGGCGGCCUGCUGACGGGCUUCGCCAUCAUGCUGCUCCUCACCACCUACUCGGGACAGAUCAAGCUAGCCUAGCGGGAAGAAGACGCUGUGCUUCUUUUGUUGGGUGUUUUUUUCUUCUCCUCCAUCGUGAUGUAACAUGGCCACGCCCAUCAAAUGGGAUGGCGGAGCUUCCUUGAAGGCAGCAGUAGCACGUGGUCACAUGGUUAUAUUGCAGUCAAGCACAGCUAACAUGGCAGUCAUGCUAAAGACCUGCUAAACCUUGGGCUGGAAGCUUUAGCUGACCUGUAAAUGACCUUUCACCUAUGACCCCCGACUCGGGGGACGCCAGGGCCCUGCCAUAUACAGGCUUAGACCAACCUUGUUUUAUUUUGUCCCUUGAAUGCAUCACGUUGCCCACCGGUCCCAAUCCUUAUGUGAAAGCCUUUUUGUGCUUCUAGCUAGCUAAGCUAGCUAACGGACGUCAUGGGAAGUAAGGAAACAGUUUUUGUGCUUCUAGCUGGCUAACGGACGACAUUUGACGCUAAAGCCCUCACCAAAAGACGUUUUUUAAAUUUACAUAACUGACUUGUACAAUAUUAACCAAGCGAUUUUGUCUUUGUAGCAACUAAUAUGAGGAACUAUAUUAAUAAGGCGGAGUAACACGACGCCUGCUAGUAGCUAGUCUCGUAGCUGCUGUCGAUCGACGGAGCUAGCAAGCAACUGUAUCAAUGCGCCCAUGACAGAUGUUCCGGUAGUGUUUUUCAGCAUCAAAAUGCGGCAAUAUGCUGUCUUACAUGUUAUUAUCGGUGUACUUGAAUGGUCAAUGUACGGUCACAGCAUGUAUAUCAAACAAUUAAACGGUUAUAUAUCAAACUAUUAGACGGUUAUAUGUUUUUGGAGGGCUUCGAAGUUGAAAUAGGUUCGUCCCAAUGGCGCAUUUUUUUUUUUUUAGCUAGGUCAUGGUAGCGCCCUUUCUCGCGUUGUAAUGCACACAAAAGGGAAAUAAAUGUGUUCGUGUUUCACGUAAGGAUUGGGAAUUAUGGGCCAAAUUACCCCAAAAGUGCAGUUCCAUUCCAAGAGCGUACAUGUCGCAGUUUCUAUGGUUUUUAGCUAAGGGAGAGACGGGCAUAUGAGGCUUGUGGCUAAUCACGUGACCCAUUUAAGACACGUCAUAAAUGCCAGCUUGACAUAAAUUGCGUCGACGUCAGCCUUCCACCAGAUGGCGCCAAUGCUGCUUUUACCGUACAGCAUCUCUAAGUUAGGGCCUUUUGCCAUAGAGCUCUUAGGCUACUAAAGUCACAUUGCUUUUUCUCAUAUUAUUACCACUUUAUUCUCGGGCAAGUUCUUGUUAGAAUGCAACUUUUGUCUCUUAAUAUUGGAACUUUAUUCUCGUGAGAUUAUAACUUCAAAUUGCAGAUUUGUUGUUUUGUUUGUUUUUCAAAAUUUGUUAACUACGACUUUAUUUUCAAAUAUGUUUACCCCAACUUCAAUUUUUCUUUCUCAAAAUUGUAUGCAUUUUUCCCUGUAAUAUUUCAACUCCAUGCUUUUCUUUUCUUUUUUAAAUGCUGCAAAUAUUUCAGUAUUCAGUAUUUAGUACUUUUGUUUCUCAUGAUACAUUGAAUAUUAUUUUUCUUGAAUAUCUGAAAUAAUUUUUUUCAGUUUGUCAUAAAAUAACCUUUUUUUCUUCUGAAUAAUUUGACUUUAUUUUUGUACGACCUUUUGCUGCAACCUAAUUCAUUUGUUUUACUUUUCCAAAUAUGGCUGUAAAAGUUUCAUUAUAUUUAUUUCAUUUUUAUUUGAUUUUAUUUCAAUUUUACGCUACUAAAAUGAGAUCAUUUUUUGAAAUAGACAUAUAUAUAUAUAUGUCUAAUACUUUAUUUAUAAAUAUAUAUUUUCCCUCAUGUUAUUCUGGUCAAAUGACAACUUUUUUUUGUUAAAUUGCAGCAAUUUUCACUUUAUUUAUUGAAAUUACUGCUGAAUGUUUCAUUUUUGCUGGCUUUUCUUUAAAAAUGUUUUAUAAUAAAUUGUAUUUUUUAGAAUAUGGCUAAUAAAACAAUGGAAUAAAAUGUUUGGUCUUUGGACACCCUAACUGCCCGAACUCUUAGUGAGCUGUGUGUAAGUCAGGGUGGAAAGUGGACCCCCCCCCCCCCCCCCCCACCCCCCAUGAUCUCUCAUCACGUGGAUUUGUCACGCGACGUCUUUCCUUUUAUAUCAUGACUCCUGAUAUUUAAGUUUUGAAAUGACUUUAUAUAUUUGGCCAAUAAAGAUUUUGGAUGGA
Doryrhamphus excisus (bluestripe pipefish) is the source of this 4051-nucleotide messenger RNA. The record is from RefSeq and is a predicted model, not a curated record. Lineage: Eukaryota; Metazoa; Chordata; Actinopteri; Syngnathiformes; Syngnathidae.